This is a messenger RNA of Capsaspora owczarzaki ATCC 30864, 3984 nucleotides long. RefSeq lists its product as hypothetical. Bases 1 to 3984 code for a protein of 1327 amino acids. The transcript is spliced from 4 exons. Lineage: Eukaryota; Filasterea; Ministeriida; Capsasporidae. Gene Ontology annotation, biological process: regulation of GTPase activity. The record is from RefSeq and is a predicted model, not a curated record.
AUGCGCGACUGGGACUCUGUGUGCACGGGCUGCAUCCGUCGCGGCGCCCUCAGCAAACAAGGCGCCGAACGCAAGGGUGACAAGCUCAUGUACUACAAGCCGAACGCAUACGACAAGCCGGCUGGCAUCAUCGAUCUCUCGAGAUGCAGCAAGGUCAGCUUGGUGGAUCGCGAAGUGACCGAGCACGCGUUCAGCUUUGCCAUCGUCACAGAGUCGCGCACAUACUACCUCUUUGCGCAAGACGAGCCCGAGCUGCAGGCGUGGGUGAAUGAGCUCACGGUCGCCGCGCGCAAGUCCUCCAAGAUGUACUCGAGCGCCGAUUUCACGCCUGCAGACGCAGGCGCUGGCAAGCCAAAGCAUGCCUCGGCUCCAGUGCUUCCUCGUCUUGGGCUUCUCGGCAGCAACCAGAGCGGCGGCGGCGGCGGCGGCGGCGCAUCGAAGGGCCCUCAUACGAGCGUCGUGACUCGCUCGCAGCAAAGCCCCCAGCCCAACUCGCCACUUGGCACCAGCCCGCUCAGUAGUAAUGGAUUUGGCGGCGGCUCGGAUGGCGGCACGAGUCCGUUCUCUGCCUACCACGUUUACGAAUCACCCAGCAGUCUACGCAAGCCAGCCGAAGGCCAAUCCAAUGGACAAGCGCCCGCCUCUAUUCCGAGCAAUGACAGUACGUACUCUGUGGUGGGCAGGGUUCAAUCGCAUUACUCGGCCAUCCAUGUCCUCCCGUCUGGGGACGAGUACCACACCCCGACUCCAGCAGCACUGUACUCUACGCCUCAACAACAACAACAGCAGCAACAACAACAGUCGAAUCCGGCGAGUGAUACGUCGAUGCAGCCGGUGUUGAACAUUCAGCAACUUUUGCAGCAGCAGCAGCAAAGCGCUCCGCACUCGCCGCAAGAACGCCCGCUGUCGCCGUCGAAAGGCCUAUUUGGUGCGGUGGAUACGCCAGCGUCUCCCUCGCUCAAAGCUGCACCGCUAGAUGACGGCGACCAUGCGGCAACGCUCUUCCGCGGAAACUCUGUGGCGUCCAAGAUGAUGACCACCUUUGGCAAGCUGAUUGCCGGUCAGUAUCUUGUGCGCACCCUGCAGGAUGUCAUCAUGGACAUCAUGUCUGGCAAGUUGCCAAUGGAAGUCGAUCCGUCCAAGCUCGGCAUGUUAACCGAUGAGGGCCCCGGUAGCCCCGAGGAUUUUCGCUCGGGAGCGAGCUCACCCGUGUAUGCCGAGUCGGAGUCGAGCGGCGGGGCGUCGGCCACUUGGGCUUCGCGCCUGACGCCUGUCCAAGUCGCCACUUUGGCAGAAAACUGCGCCAACUUGUCGGACGCGUGCGAAAAAAUCCUGUUUGCCAUUGUGAACUCGAUCAGCGAUGCGCCGUCCGACUUGCGCUUGUUGUGCUUUGCGUUGAAGGAGGAAAUUUCCGAAAUCUACCCGCAGUUGGGCGUCAAGAUGGUCGGAUCCUUCCUCUUUUUGCGCCUCAUCAAUCCCGCGAUCGCCAUGCCGACUCAGUUUGGCGUGAUUGAUGCAGAUGUCACCAUCUCUCCUGCCACGCGGCGCGCGCUCUUGCUGUGCACCAAAAUCCUCAUCAACCUGGUCAACGGAGUCGAGUUCGGCCACAAGGAGCCCUUCAUGAUUCCGUUCAAUCAGUUCAUUUCUGCCAAUGCUGUGCGGCUGGAGGAGUUUAUCACGAGCUUUGCGACUGCACCGGCUUCGUUUGUGUCAGAGCGCGCUCCAACCAAUGGCGUCGCAGGAGCAGCCUCCAACGCGGGCGAGUCCUCCGAGCGCAAUCCGCUUUCCGAACUGGAAAUUGGGCUCAAGACGUUGUCCGACACGGUUGAGAAGCUCAUCUAUCAGUCCGAAGACGAGGAGCCAUCGGACGAAAUGGACGCCAUCAAGACUGCCCUCAACCUGUACGACGAGGGUGAGCGCUCUGCGCUGCUGACCAUGCUCGUCGAUGAUUUGGAUAUUGUCGCCGAACUGUUUAUCGUGACGCCGCUGGCCAAGGUCGACCAGCUCGUGUCCUCGUUAGUGCACGUCUUCCAUCACCAGCGUGAAGCGCAACGAUUGCUGCGGUACUCGAUCUCGCGCGAGCUCAAUCGCGACCCGCUCACCUUCGCCACAGAGGGAGCGACCACGUCCAACCUUGGAUUUGGAGGCACAAUCAAGCAAGGCUGGUUGCUCAAGGCCAAUCCCAAGAAGGAUGUCCCGCUUAUGCGCAAGAAACGCUGGUUUGUGCUCAAAGAGCGCGGCCAGCUGUUGUACUACAAGUCCGUCGCGGCCGACGUGCCUCUCGGACAGGUGGAUGUUAACAGCCAGUGCCUCAUCGACCAGGAGACCCCCGAGCUGACCAGGCAGCACGGAUUCCAACUGAUCAACCGCACCCGCACGUUCCGGCUGUUUGCAAAGUCGGUGGAGGAGCGGGAAGAGUGGAUUCAAGCCCUGACCGCCGUCCGCUCAAGCUCUGGUAGCAAACAACGCGAACCUUCGCGUGUGCGUCCAACCACCUCUGCGGCCCCUCAUACCAAGCGUUUGAGUGCCGACGGCAACGGAACACCAGGCAAAUUGUCGAACGGCAGUGCCGGAUUGCUGUCGCAGCUGACGUCUGGCAAAAUGUCCCAGUCGUUCACGGCAGGCGUGAUCAACAAGCCCAUUCCGAACAAGCCCUUCAAUGGAGGUACAGUUCGCCUGCCCGUUCAAGCAGAAGACGAAGAGGUCGAUUCGAUGGAUGUCAUUCAAAGCUAUUCAUCUCCACGGCGAGUAUCAAACUCUGGGCUUCCCUUUGCGCCACACUCGCCGCUGCACAAGCUUGCCGCUGGCCCUCCCCCGCCUUUGCCCGAAAGCUCUCUUCGACCGCCUUCCGUCAGCACCAUGCCCCCAACGAACGCGGAAACCACAAACGGCCACGGCGGCGAUAGUGUCGCAAACGAAAUUCGCGUCUCUCUCGGCUUCCUCGACAACGCCAUGCAGUGGUCACUGUCCUCGGGUAGUGGUGACGACCCUGCUCCGCCAGUUGCAGCUCCCGCGGCAGUUGCAGCUCCCGCAGUCGCCCAAGCUGCCCCCACGCUCACCCCCACCAACUUCUUGUCGGCCCAGUCCAGCAUCGACGACGUCUUGUCCAUGCUGCAAACUGAAAAUGAAAAGCACAAGCAGCAACAACCGCCAGCCAAGCGUGCAAGUGUUAGUUUGGACGACCAGCUCCGCGAUCUUGACUUGUUGACCAAAGCCGCACCCCCGAUCGCCCCUCUUUCUCUUAGCGCCGUUGCCGAUCUGCCAGUUUGCGGCAAGUGCACCCAGCAAAUCUUGCCCACCGACUUGUCCUUGACGGCGCUCGACAAGACUUGGCACGCGCACCAUUUCACAUGCGCGGAAUGCGAUAAACAGUUGGUGGCAAAUUAUUUCCCCAAAGACGGCCGUGCCUACUGCCCUGAGGACUACAACCGGCUAUUUGCCGUCGUGUGUCAUGGUUGCAACAAGCUGGUUGAGGGCAGCAUCGUUUCUGCCGGAUCAUUCCAGUGGCAUCCCGAGUGCUUUGUUUGCGCUCAAUGCAGUAGUCCGCUGUCAGUGUUCCGCACAGUCAAUGGCAAAUUCCUGUGUCCAAUGGGCUCGUGCAAAUCAGGCGAGCUGGAUCUCUGCGACGGCUGUGGCAAGUCUUUGGUUGGAGGGUGUCUCGAGGUUUUGAGCAAAAAGCUGCAUCUCGAGUGUUUCAAGUGCAAGGUUUGCCAACAAUCCCUCCAAGGCCAGAAAUUCUUCGACCAAGGCGGCUUCCCGGUCUGCGAUCGGGACUUCAGGAUUUCUCAAGGCCACGUCUGCUACAAGUGCAAGGAUGCACUGGACGACGAUGCAGUUAUGGCACUCAAUCAAAAGUUCCACAAACGCUGCUUUGUCUGUGCCUUCCCGAACUGCGACCUCCAACUGUCCACAAUCCGGUUCUUUGUGGUGAAGGACCAACCGUAUUGUCAGCAGCACAGCCAGCAGGCCAUGCAACAAAGCUAG